This is a messenger RNA of Diorhabda carinulata, 12604 nucleotides long. Its product is annotated as agrin-like. The record is from RefSeq and is a predicted model, not a curated record. Gene Ontology annotation, biological process: cell differentiation; multicellular organism development. Lineage: Eukaryota; Metazoa; Arthropoda; Insecta; Coleoptera; Chrysomelidae. Gene Ontology annotation, molecular function: protein binding; calcium ion binding. The transcript has 31 exons. Bases 396 to 6209 code for a protein of 1937 amino acids.
UUACCGCGCAGCCAGUCUUUCGGUAGCUUGAGAUCGAAAAGCAUGUAGAAAUUUCCAUGCGUUAUUUACAUUUUUCGGUCACGUGCAUUCGAAAACUUACAGAUUUGCUAUAAAUUUAAUCUAAUAACCUAGUUCCUUAAUAAAGUGGAUAAUUUAUAAGUACCCUAAAGGUUUUCAACAAGAACCACUAUCAUGAGAUGAGGGAAAAUUUAGAAAUGGCAAUUCGUACAUCAAUAACGUCAGUACUAAUAUAUAAAAAUAGAAUAAGGAGCCAUUCAAACCUUGAGAUGCCAACUCCUAUUCUGAAGACAACACUGAGAGAUUUGAACCAGGAAAACUUCUUACUCUGCCACAUGGAACCAACUCGAAAACGCUUAUUGUCCUAAACAAGUUGAAUGAUGAAAUACAAUAAUGACUUGCACUUGCAAUCAAAUAUGGUAGCUUCAUAUGCAGCUCAUGACACCAAUUACCAUGACGCCGAAUACCGCGAUAGUGAUUACCGCAAUAGUGCGUACCGUUAUGAAUCGAAAGAGACUUAUACUCCUGCUGCUCGCCCUAAUCCAUGCCAUGGGAUGGUAGUUAAUGCUUCGGGGGAUACUAGUGUUAUUCGUUCGUCGCAAGUUCAACAACGCCCAGCUACACAUGUAGAACGGAACUCUGGGUUAGAAUGGUGUAUAAAUUCUCCUUCAAAUACUGCAAGGAACUCAUUUUUUGUGACUUGGUGCAGACCUACGAUCUUGUUACUGUUUCUAGUACUGCUCGUGGUUAUUUUCGUAUUGGUUUCUGGAAUUCUGCUCUACCAUAACUAUUUAGUGCACAAACCACGACAGACUGCUUCUGUUGAAGAGCCAUGUGAGAAAACUUUCUGUGCUUGGGGAGCCCAGUGCAUAAAUGGUCCUGAUGGUAAGGCCCUAUGUCAAUGCCCUACAUAUUGUAAACCUAAGGUAGAUCUUGUCUGCGGUACUGAUGGCAAGACUUACACUAAUCAAUGUGAACUCCGCUUGGCUUCGUGUAAAGCCCGCCUCAAUACCCGAGUCAAAUAUGCAGGCAGUUGUGAACAAAGUGAUCCCUGUAGAGAUAAGGAAUGUAGUUUUGGUUCGCGCUGCAUGAUAAAUCCCGAUGGGCGAAAUGCUACCUGUGCUUGUCCUGAGAAGUGUCCAAAUUAUGGUGAUCAUACCACUUCUCGAUCUGUUUGUGGUUCUGACGGUGUUAACUACAGAAAUCAAUGUGAAUUACAACGAGCUGCGUGCUCCAGUCAAACCAACAUAACUAUCAAAUUUUACGGAAAAUGCGAUCCAUGUGCAGGCGUUCAAUGCACCGAACCUGAAGUGUGCCAGUUAGAUGAACACCGCAACCCGCUAUGUCGAUGUGGAGAUCCUUGUGCCUUGGAAUUUACUCCAGUGUGCGGCUCAGACGGAAAAACGUAUUCAAAUGAAUGUAUUUUGCGACAGGAGGCUUGCCGAUCUAGAAAGCCGUUGAAUAUUAUUUACCGAGGAAAAUGCAGCUCAGGAAUAAAUCCAUGUAUGAGUGUUCGCUGUAAUCAGGGCGAGGAGUGCAUUAUCAACAAAUUUGGAAUAGCACACUGUGAAUGUCCCGACAGGUGCGAGCCAAUUAUGAGGCCCGUCUGCUCCAAAGAUGGAAGGACCUACACUUCGGAAUGCGAACUGAGAAAAGCGGCUUGCGUUACUCAAGCAAAUAUUGAGAUAGCUUAUACAGGAAUAUGCGGUAAAAAUGGUCCUUGUAGUGAACAUGAAUGUCAAUUUGGAGGUACUUGUGUGGAAAAGGUCGGAACAGCACACUGUGAAUGUCCAGCUUGUCCCGCAGAAUUCGAACCAAUUUGCGGUUCCGACGGAAUUUCCUACAGCAAUGAAUGCAAGCUUAGAUUGGAAGCUUGUAAGCACAGGAGAAAUAUCAGUGUCCUUUAUAAAGGUCCUUGCAACGGUUGUGAGAGUAAAAAAUGUGAUUUCUACUCAGAAUGUGAAAGUGAUGGAACAGCCGAAGGACGUUGCGUGUGUCCAAAAUCAUGUUCUGACCCUAAGUGGAACAAUGGAACAGUUUGUGGAACAGAUGGAAUAACUUACGCAAGUGAAUGUGAACUUCGACUCGCUUCGUGUAGAACAAUGCAGUUCAUAAUAUUGGCUUACAAAGGAAAUUGUGAUUUAUGCCAAGGCGUAGAAUGUAAGUAUGGCGGAAAAUGUGAAGCAGGUGAAUGUGUCUGUCCAACAGAUUGCGAAGACGCAGGAGAAGAACCAGUUUGUGCAUCGGAUAUGAUAACAUACCGCAAUGAAUGUGAACUCCAAAAAGUAAGGUGUUCCAGAGGACCUUUAGCAGUUAUUUUCUACGGUGAUUGCAGAGAAAGAUUCCCUUCUGCUGCCAACACUUUGAGUACAACCUUCCCUAACAUCACGAUACAAAUUAACCAAAUGACAGGUAAUGAAUUUGAUACGGCAGUAUCUCGACUUCCAGACAACUCAAUCGUAGAUAGCACUAACACGGAAAAGGAAGCUUGCAAGGAUAUAUUAUGUGACUUCGAAGCAACUUGCGAAUUAGGUCCCGAUAACUUUCCACGCUGCACCUGCCAAUUUAACUGCAUAAAUGUAUUUACGAGUCCAGUUUGCGCAUCUGAUCUUAGAAUUUAUCCAUCUCUCUGCGAUAUGAAGAUGGAAGCGUGCCAAAGACAAGAGGAUUUGAGGCUUAGACCUUUAGAUCUCUGUCAAGGAAUGGAGGUAAAACCAUGCAAGGGAGAAAAACCACUAACGGACUCUAUUACAGAAAGAGAAUUAGACUGCGGAAAUGGUCCAUUUAGACAAGACUGUCCUGUAGGAAGCUACUGCCAUCAAACAGCCAAAUUUGCUAAGUGCUGUCGAAAAAGUGAAGCUGUAGUGGAGAAAAAAGGUUGUGGGGAAAGUUGGUUUGGUUGCUGUCCAGAUGGAAAAACUACUGCUCAAGGACCGAAUUUUGGAGGUUGUCCAUCUAUUUGUGACUGCAACAAACUAGGAUCGUAUUCAGAUACUUGCGACGUAGAAACUCAGCAAUGCAGAUGUCGUCCUGGAGUUGGAGGUGGAAAAUGUGAUAGAUGCGAACCAGGAUUUUGGGGACUACCGAAGAUAUCUGCAGGCUACCGUGGAUGUAUACCAUGCGGCUGCUCCACUUUUGGUUCAGUGAGAGAUGACUGCGAACAAAUGACAGGUCGUUGUGUUUGUAAACCAGGUGUACAGGGUCAAAAAUGUACAAUAUGCACAAAUCACAAUAAAUAUUUAGGGCCGAAUGGAUGUGUAUCAGCAUCUGAUUUAGCAUCGUCUUCUAACCCUUCUACAUGUGCCGAAAGAAGUUGUUACUUUGGUGCCACCUGUGUAGAAAAAGACGGACUUUCAUUAUGUGAAUGUCAUUUAAAUUGCAGUAAUGUAAAAGAAACACAAAUUGUUUGCGGCAGUGAUGGCAAGACUUACGGUUCUAUUUGUGAUUUACGCCUAGCAGCUUGUCGCCUUCAAAAGGACAUAGUUCUAAAAGCAUUUGGAUCUUGUAACGAAGAGAUACAAAGCACUGACUGGCCGUAUAGUGGGGUAAACUCCCAACAAUUUACGCAAUCUGACGAAAUAAGUUCCCCUCUAUCGAAAUCGACACGUCAUCUACUUGUACCAGAUCCUCGCUACUACUAUGAAAGAAGCAGUAACGUUCGGCCUGUUUCAUUUCCAGACACAGAUUUCAUUGGAAGCAACCCUGGAUCCAAUAUUUUAUACCGUUAUCGAGGUAAUGAAUUUUCUCCUGCCUACCGUCCAACCCCUGCUACAGUUCAGGUGCUAACUGCCUUAUUAGGCGACCUAUGUUCAGACAAUACGGAUUGUAUUAUUUCAAAUAGUCACUGUGUCAAAGGUGCUUGUAUCUGCUUUCCCAGUUAUGUGGAAUCUACAGAUCGCCAAGAAUGUCUGGCUAAUUCUGAUAACCUGGACGAAUUUAGAGCCUGUAGUAGCUUACCUUGUAACAAUGACGGUACCUGCAUUGAUUUACCAGCAUCAACUUACGCAUGCGUUUGUACAACUAAUUUUACAGGUUUAUUAUGUGAAACCGAAAUUUCACAAAUUCAAUACGAAGUACCAGCAUUCCACGGUAAAUCCUAUGCAAGACUAAGACCUCUUAAAGCUUAUCAUAAACUUAGUAUAGAAGUAGAAUUUCAAUCCUAUACAGAUACUGGUAUUUUACUUUACAACCAGCAAAAAGCAGAUGGCAUGGGAGACUUUGUCUCACUAGCAAUUAUAAACAGUUAUCUAGAAUUUAAGUACAAUUUAGGGAAUGGUGCUGUAGUGAUAAGAUCUGUUGACAAAAUUCAGAUAGGGAACACUCACAGGGUAAUUAUAAAAAGAUACCAUAGAGACGGAUUAUUGAAACUCGACGAUUCCGAGGAAAUUACUGGUCAAUCCAGUGGUUCUCUUAAAGCAUUAGAUUUAUUGGAAGAUGCUUUCAUUGGAUACGUACCAACAAAUCACACAAGGGUUUACGAGAAUAUAGGUACAUCUAAAGGAUUUCAGGGUUGUAUUAAAAGGUUUAAGAUUGGUAGACAGGAUGUAGAAAUACAUAUAAGACAAGAAGACUGGAUUUUAGAAGUGAACGGGGUUUAUGAUUGCAGUAAACAUGCUUGUAAAAUGUUACCAUGCGAAAAUCAUGGAAAAUGUAUAAAAUUAGAUAGGUUGUUUAAAUGUGAAUGCCAAGCAUCUUAUAGUGGUGAAUUUUGUGAAAACUCAUGCUUAGAAGGUAAAUGCCAUUUCAAGACAGAAUGUAACCAUGGAAACUAUGGAACAUCGUGCCAAGAAGAGUUCAAGAGUCUUCGUGGGCUUACACCAGAAUUCAAUGGAAACAGUUUUAUCCAGCUUCCAAGACUGGAGGGUAUAAAAAAAAGAUUUUCUAUUGAAGUCACGUUUAUGACUACUGCCUCUAGUGGUCUCAUUCUCUACAAUGGCCAGAUGAAGAAUGGGAGAGGCGAUUUCAUUUCUUUAAAUAUUGCCCGUGGAUAUUUGCAGUUUAGAUUCAACUUGGGAAGUGGUAUAGCUAAUUUAACAAGUUCGACCAGUAUUUCAUUCAAUAAAUGGUAUAAAAUUAGAAUAUCUCGAGAAGGCCGUGAAGGUAUGUUACAAAUAGAUAAUUCAACAGUGAUUCGUGGAUAUUCUGGUAUACCAUUAACAGAAUUGAAUUUAGAUACUCCCUUAUAUAUUGGUUCAUUACCUAAUUGGAAACAAAUACAUAGACUUUCUGGAGCUUCAAAAGGCUUCAAAGGUGUUAUUCAAAGAAUUACAUUCAAUGGACUUCCUUUGCCAAUUUCCAAACUUUUCCCAGAUUGCGGAACAGUAAUAUCUCAUAACAAUUCAAGCUGUAGUUCUAAUAUUGGAUUUUACGAUGGAGCGCCCUGUCCAAUGGUUGAAAAUCCAUGUUUCAAUAAUGGUAUUUGCAUACCCAAUAUGGAUAACUAUACCUGCCGUUGUACUGGAAAUUACAAAGGAAAAUAUUGUGAAACAAUUAAUGAAGAAACCUUGUCUUUGAAAUUCAACGGUGCUACUUAUCUUCAAUAUAGAAACAGAGGUUAUAAAAGCGAAAAUAUAACGAAUUUCACUGACAAUAAUGAUGAACCCCACAACAAAACUGUGGAAGAUGAUGAUUUCGAUGAUGGCAACAAUUUAUUUGAUGAAGAAAACUAUUAUUAUGAUGCAGAAGACUUAGAAAUUCUAAGGAAACCAGAACGAGGUAACAGAUAUGAAUUAAAAAUACGCACAUUUAUGUCUGAUGGUUUAAUUUUAUGGAGAAGCAAAAAUAGAAAUCAGCUUCAAAAUUACAUAUCAAUUGCUGUAGUAGAUGGAUAUCCAGAACUUAGUUUUAAUUUGGGUCAUGAUGAACCAUUUUGGGCAAUAAGGUCCAGAACUAAGAUAGAUGAUGGCCAGUGGCAUUCAAUCCAAGUAAGAAGAAGAAAACGAAUGGGCUUCAUUUCUGUUGAUGGAUAUGAUAUAAAUAAAGGAGUAGCUAAAGCUGGAGCUAUAUCUCUGAGAACUAAUUCGAAACUAUGGUUGGGUGGCUCUUCAGUACUACCAGCUGGUCUCCCAACCUCAUAUUACAAAGGAUUUGAUGGCUGCAUCCAAAAAGUUCUAAUCCACGGCAAACCUCUAGACUUAUUAGCAGAUAAUGAUAUAAGUAAAAUUAAUUUUUGCCAUGGUAAUGAAAUAUAGAUAUAAUCUCAAACAUCUUUUUACAAAGUCUUUGUAUAACUAAAGAUUUCAAACUAUGAGACUGAUAUUUUACUAUUAUUUCUGAAAUAUUGACUUCAACUCACUGAAAAAGGUUACGCAAAAGUAAAAUAUACAGAAAAGCUUUGAAAAUCUUCCCAGUACCAACAAUUAAAUGAGUCUUGAAUUUUUUUGUAUAUUUUACCAUAUAAAUGUCUACAAUCGAUUAUUUAUUAGAUAAAUUAAUAGAUCAAUAAUCAUUUCAUAAAAAGAAUCAAUGUACUAUUAGUUCAAAAAAUAAUUACAAUCGAUUUAUUAUUCCUACCAUAUUAUAUUACUUGCUGCCUCCAAAGUGAUUUCUUUCAUUAAGAAUAUUUCACCAAAUUUUUUAAAUCCAAUCUUGGAAAGAUUUUUUGAAUUUCUCAUAAUACCAUAAUUUGUUCGUUAGUUUUGGAUUCUCGAUUUUCUUUUAUAAAAUUUCUCGGGCUGCCUUUACUCUUAAUGGGAGUCCCAUUUUCGUUUUCUUUUUAUACUUAUUUAUAUACUAUUCGAACAUUUGUUUCAUUAUCCUCGUCUUCUUCCAAUUUUUUUUUAAUUCAUUCAAUUCGCAUUUUCGUUUUUAUAUUUUUAUACCUAAUUUUUCACUUGCCAGUAUAUCCUGCACCUUUUCUCAACAAUUUCUCUAUCUCAUUGGCUUAUUGAUGUACAUAACAAUGUAUUAUUCCCAAUUUUGCAUUUAAUUUAAAAUAUUUAUAUACUUUUUAUUCUACUCUUUCAGUACUCCUUGCAUUGGGAGACCAAAUUUACUUCACUGGUAUCAAAUCUAAGUGCCAAUUCAGCUUUUCAAUUAUUCUUAUCAGUGUAUUUAUCCUGGAAUAUAGAUCAUGUUAGCUGAUCUAAGUGUCAAUAACCAAACCAUUGUAUUGUUCUACAAUUUCACACAGACCAGAGUUAUAAAAAUUAUUUCAAACGUCACCAGACCUUAGUUACAUAGCAAGAAAAAUAAUCUGUUUUUUAAGUAAUACUAGUUAAAUUGUAGUUUUCCGAAUUCCACAUUUAUUCUGUUCUAGAAUUGGAACAAAUUUUUCCAUAUGGUAGGUUUUCUCGAUUUGAUAAUUGACAUACCUGUAACUAUAAAUAUUUUCAGUAAUAUGGCGUUUAUGUAUAAGUUACAUAAAAUGGUGUUUCAUUCCAAUAAUAUAAUUCAGAAACACUGUGGGUGAUGAUCUUUACUAGAUGUGUUAAUAAAACAAAUUAGUAGAUAUAAGUUUGUAACAAUGAUACGUAUUUAUAUUUUCUAGUUUUUGAUGGUAUUAUAUUUAACGUACAAAUAUUUUUCAUGAAAUCAAGUAUUAACUCAUCUUACAAACUGUAAAAUACAUGUUACGUUGUACAUAUUUAAAAUUAAAGAAUAGAAUAUAAUUCUGUCAGUUCCACUGUCCUGUUGCGAUAAAAAUUGAAUAUACAGCUACAGUUUUCAAACUUAGUACUCAGUAGUCCAGAACUGAUGUAUUUAUAUUUUAUUUUCUUUUGAAGAAUUGUGUAAAAAUUAUAGAAUUCUUUUAAAAUUUUACGUUUGUAUUUAUAAAAUUCCUCUUAAGAAUAUAACUACAAAUAAGAGCUUUACUUCAAAUGAAGUACCAAAAAAUGGGUUAAUUUAUUCGCCUCAUUAGUAUCUCAGACCACUUUCAUAUUCUAUAACUAAGUACUCACUGAUUUUCCUACUUUAACUAAACAACUGCUGACGUUUUCAUUUGACUUUAUUACUGAAGAAUAUUAGGGCGAUGAUAAAUACUUCUUCAUAGCUACCUUAACAUAAUGAUUAGUAAAAUACAUAUUCAAAAUCAAAGCAAUACUAUCGGAUAUAUGUCGUUAAUGUUAAUAUUUUUUUAUCGAAAAAGUUUUUUUCCAAACACUACUUCAGAUAUUUCCAAGUUCACCUAUUUAAACCUGCCUGGAAGAAAUAUACUGAAAAGUAUCUCCGUUUCCAGAAUAUCUGUAAAAUUGAUAUUAAUUAUUUUCCUUAUGUACGAAAUUAUAGAAUAACGUAACUAUAGACAAUAACAUCAAUUAAAUACCAAAAAGAAUGUUAUCAAUGGAAUUGAGAUCAAUUAAUUCCAUUCUAUUAACAUUGCUCAACAUUUAAAAUUAAAUAUUCUUUAAGUAAAGCUCUUGUGUGGUUGUAAAUAAUUUUUUUUACUUGAAUAUAUUUUAUCAAAAUUACGGUUUACUACAUGCUGUUUAUAUCUAGUCCUUCUAUUAUUAUUUACACUUUUGAUAGUAUUUUUUAUGUUAUAGUGCCAUAAUUUCUAGUAAAACAAACUGAAUUAUGUUGGAUACCAACAAUGUCAGUAUUUAUAUAAGCAAACCGAUAUUUUCAGUAUUUCCUCAAUUGAUGUUAAGUAUUAUACUUCCCAAACUUCUAUACAUAUUCAAUAAUGAUUUUACUACUUUAAAACAUGAGCAAAUACGAAAAAUCCAUCAUAUCUCGUAGUUUCUUUUGAAUAAUAGUGAGUUGAUCGCUAAUUUCAUCAGCAAAAGAGUGUCAUUAAAUGAAAUCUAAUUACAAAAUAUAUUUAUAUGUAUUGUAUAUCAUAUAUUCAUUUCUUAUUAGAUCGUCUUUAUUUAAGAUCUCUAUUGAUAGAAAAUAAGUUUUGAAACGCUUUACAACUUAUUUCGGUCUUUAUCAAAAUAUGACUUGGCAGGACAAUUUGUGUACCUAAUUAUAUUAAUCAAUAGAUCACCUACUAUAUGAAUACCAAAAUAAAAAUCCGCUCUAAUGAGAAAAAUUAAUUUUCCCUUAGUUGUUACAUUUCAAAAACUGUGUACCAGCUAUCAACUAAAUUAUUCGUUGCAUUGAAAUUCAUAAAAUGAAACUAUACAUUUUACCAAAUUGUUCAUAUCUUUUUUUGUCAUUGACAACUUUUUUCUCGUUUAGCAGAAUGUUCAUAAAUCAUGUUUUUCAAUACAAAUUAUAUAAUAGUUCCAGCUAGCAAUCGCAUUGACACUUUCUUGGCAGCUUAAAAAUACUAUAAAUUCCACACAAAAGUUCUAAUAAUCCUAAUAUUGAAUAAGAACUUUUUCCAAGUUCAGUUCUUAAAGGUUUCAUUUCAAUUUGGCGGUUCAUUGAAAGAUUCCAAGCCGCUAAUAACUUCAUUUGUUAUAUCUGUAAGAAACAUUAUUUCUUCUGUUGUUAAAAUCCGUUAUUAUCGAAAAUAGUGAAAAAUUCUUCAACUCUGGAAGCGAUAAAUAUAUUGGAGCCAAACGUUAACUUAGUAGUUAUAAAAUAAUGUUUAAUAUGGAAAAUUACAUCUUUUACUUUAUUAAAAUAGAAGGUUUGCAAAUCUGUCUCUUGCUUAUCAAGCAACGAAUAUACUUUUAGCAUACCGUUAUGGGCGAGCUCACUUGCGGUCGAACUAGUUAGUGGGGUAGUGAUGAUGAUAUGCUAGAUAUGCUAUUCAAUAUCUACUACUUGCUUAGUAGUCAAAUAGCUAGCAAAUGGAAGCUACCUUUUGGUUUUUUGUUUUGUUGUUAGGUCCAUCCCUCAGUAACCAGCUCUAUGCACUGUCCAAUCUCUCCUGAAAAACGCCUUCCCAUUAACUAAAUACACUGACAUUCUUUCAAUUAGGAAAGACCAAGAGUUGAGACAAAUAAGUCCGAUAUACUCACUGCUAGUUCACAACUAUACUUUUCUAGCUACCAGAAAUCGACGUUGGGACAAAAAAUAAUCUGUGUUACAGUUUCAAAUUUUCUAUUUCCAAUAUCAAAUUUAUCUUGUUCUAGGUCCAGUUCCUCUAAAGUCUUCAUUGGACCAUACCCGGCAUUUGUGGGAAGAUUCUCAGUAAAUUUUUUCCUCUUAUAUAUCUCAAUAUUCAGAUAUUAUGUAUGACUAUUCUUUUUUUUUAAUUAUAUCAUAUGCAGUUUUUUCUGCGGUGACGAAAUAUUUAUCAACUCAUAUUUUCAAGAUAUUAUUAUAAACAUAAUUUUUAGUGAAUAUUGACAAGAAUUUAUAUCUCAAAUAGUCAUAUGGAGUGUAACAAUACUUUCUUAUCAAUCUGAUGUAAACUGUUAUGAAUUAAAAUAAUCGCACAAGCUCACUAAUAACACUGUAGAAUAAUCAAUUCCUUUCACGUGAAAUAAUGUUUAUUCUAUUAUUCUAGCGUCAAGCUUUUCCGUGGAAAUCAAGUAGCUAUCAAGAAUAAAGAUAUAUGACAAUUUUUUUAAUUGAAAUUUCUAAAACCAUUGGUGAUAUUCAUAUUAAGCCCACCGUUUACUAUUACUACGCUUACACCCUCUGUUUUUCAUUUCAUAUAUGAACUGAACAACCAAACAUAAAAAUUUUAAAAUGAGUUUACGUUCUCAAAUUUUUCUCAAUUCCAUGAAGAAAUCAAAAGAUAGUGAAUAUAAUUUGUUUGAUACUCCUAGUAACAGCUUGCAGCUCUCUCCAUACAUGGUGAUGUUAAGUCUAGGUCUAGACACUAUUUCUUUCCAUUUUAUUUUUUAAUUGUAAGUAAUAUAACAAAAUUAAUCGCAUAUAGUUCAUACAGUAAAAAAACUGCUGUACAUAAUUCAGCGAGUAUGAGGUCAAAUUUAAAUAACGAUACCACAUAUAUAAUAAUAGUAUUAACAAUAAAAAAAAAUACAAACCAGAAAGUUUAUGAUGUGAAAAUGUUUUAUUACUAGUUUCAGUUAAGAAAUACAAUAACUAUAUAUGUACAUAUUUCAGUUAUCAAUAUAAGAAUUUAUUUUUUUUGAGCACAUUUCAUGUAAUUUGAGCUGCAAGUGAAGCAUUAUGAACAACUACAGGGUUUUAUUGAGCAUUUUCCAUAUAAACUCAACUUUCGUACAGCUCUUAGGGGUAGUGUUAGUCCAUUAUUUUCAUAUUCUGGCCGAAAAUAGUGAAGCAACUAUUGAAUUUUUCUGGCAUUGAAUUAUUAAAUAUAUUCUCAACUAAUUUUUCUUAAAAUUUUAAGCGAAAUUAAGAAACCGCCAAUUUAACAACGUUAUAAAAUUGUCAACUUAUAAAUCCAACUGUCUACUGUCAGUUGUACAUAGAUUUUCAAAUGAAACAAUCAAGCUAUUAAUAUUUCAACUACCGUUAAUUUUCAAUUAGAUAUCUGUAAUAUCUGUGAUUUUAUAACCUACUGAAAUGGUAAGGAAAUUAUAACAUUUAUUAAGCACUUGAACAAACUGAUGUGUUUUUGAUAUUAUAGAAAGUGAACGGUUGAUUGUUAUAUGUAAAGUGCACUUUCAUUACUAGUGCAAUAAUUUUUGUUGUAUGAAUUACAGUACAUAUGUAUGUAGCAUAUUCUAAAUCGCAUGAAGUUAUAAUAGUUGAACAAAAUAAUGAUUUAUCGUUGCAGUCGUGAAUAAACAUUUUUAUCAUUGUUACAUGAAUUCAUAUUUCGGAAACAGAAUUUUAUAGUUAGUUUAAACUAAGAACUAAUUUAUAAACAACUCAUAUGAAAUGUGUAUGAUUUCAGUGUUGAGUAUUUGUUAGUCUAGCUCAGGCAACUGCUAAUAUCAUCUUCCAUCUCUAAAAAUACAAACGUUUCAAAGCAAUAAAUAUACAGGGCAGUUAAUUUGACAUAAUAAAGUAUUCUAUAUUUUAAGAAAGCGGAAAAAUAACAAAUCACAAUUUCAUGAACAUUGUAGAAAGUCUUUAUUAAAGAUAUAAGUGCAGAAAUUUGUUAUUUUACUAGAACUUUAGUAGGUACACCGCAAUUCUUGACCGAAAAGCGGAUUGUUUUCACAUUAUAAAAAAUAUCAUAACACCAUAUCAUACAUUUACAACUACUUCAUAAGUGAUCGUCACUCAAGAAAUACUUAAUUUGUAAAAAUCAUAAAAAUACAAAUGUAAAAAAACUUGAUACCCUUAAUGAAUGAAAUAAUAAAUCUAUUCAAUAUACUUCCAAUUUCAAUUUAUGGCCUUAUAUAUUUUGCCUAUAUUUCUAGGUUUUUUGAGUGAAUUAGACAAAUGAAUUAAUGCUGAACCCUCCAUAAGAAAUUAAGUGUUAUAUGUGUGAAAAUCGAAUUAUCAUAUUUUGAAUUUAAUGUUUCUUACCUAAUACUUAGUGUGAAAAGUAAAAAUUUGUGAAAUACCUUCUGAUAAUUAAGUAUGUAUAUAGCUUAAUAGUUAACAAUUUGAUAUGUUGUUAAGUUUUAGAAAAAUGUAGGAUAGUUAGUUGAAUUAACCUAUAACAUGCAAAAAAAAUAUUAGAUCAGAUUGUUUUCUACUAAUCAAAAAAGUCUGAUAACAAAAAUAUUUAGUAAAAAAUUGUGGACACGUUUGUAAUAGUGUUUUAUUUUUUUUUCCAUUAUCUCUAAUUUGUAUUAUCUAGGGUCUAUGAUAACCAUACACACCUGUUUAAUAUAAAAUAUAUUUUUUUCUCAUCCAA